Messenger RNA from Poecilia reticulata (guppy), 2829 nucleotides. The record is from RefSeq and is a predicted model, not a curated record. Lineage: Eukaryota; Metazoa; Chordata; Actinopteri; Cyprinodontiformes; Poeciliidae.
GUCAAAUCACAACGGGGGCGCCGCCGCCGCAGUCAGAGCUCGUCUCUAUGAAACCCUCCGAGGGAACCCCUUAAACUGAUCAAAGUUUGGACUUUUUUUCGGAUGGUACCGGAGUGGAAACGCUCGAACAACCCAAGCAUGACAAGUUGGGACGUUUUGCUACCUCUUGAAAUGUCUUCKUAGCGAGAAAAGUCCGGAAAAGUCUCCGUCGUCCGUAACAAACAAUCCGAGCUGCACCAGGGUAUUCGUGGCCGUCGAGUUUUCCCCCUUCUUUUUCGCUGUUAUUAUCGGUUUCAUUUUGAUUUUUUUCGGGGAAUGUACCUUUUCCGAACCAGUCUAUACGUGUUAARGUGUUUUUAAAGUCGGGAUAGCUCUACUUUUUUCUUAUUUGGACUUUGUUGCGUUGCCUCACCAUGUUGCCGAGCACGGCGCAGUACGCGAUGAAGAAACGGAAGAAGCCGGUGCAGAAAACGCCCAAGCCGCCUCCGCCCGACGGCAGCAAGUCCAACCCGUCCAAACGCCACCGGGACCGCCUCAACGGAGAGCUGGACAAGCUCACCAGCCUGCUGCCGUUCCCGGAGGAGGUGCGGGCGCGGCUCGACAAGUUGUCGGUGCUGCGGCUCAGCGUCGGCUACCUCAAGGUCAAGAGCUUCUUUAAUGCCGUCAUGAAAGCCGGCCCAAACGGCUCCGGCUGGAGCAGCGAGCGGGAGCUGCUGUUUGGAGGAAAAGUCCAGAGCGCCGCGCCGCCGUUGCUCUCCGCCGCYUUCUCCACGGUGACCACCUCCAUCGACGGAGUCAGCUUCUCGGAGGGAGACCUGCUGCUGCAGGCACUGAACGGCUUCGUGUUGGUGGUGACGGCUGAGGGUUACGUCUUCUACACGUCGCCCACCAUCCAGGAAUUCCUGGGCUUCCACCAGGUACAACUCAGCAGCUACCGCAAAUAUGCACCAACCACGUGUGUGUCACCCUGRUGUGUCCCUCAGGUUCUGCUAAAUCAUGAACUUUUUCAGUGUUUUCAAAUAACAGGAACAAAAAUCAAUCAAAACUGUUCAUCUGCAGUGAUUAGAACUGGAGAAACCGGCUUCACCUUCUUCAGACUGCUGGCCAAAGAUCGGCGCUGGGUCUGGGUCCAGGCCAACGCCCGGYUGGUCUAUAAGGACGGGCGGCCAGAGUUCAUCGUGGCGCGGCAGCGAGCGUUGACGAACGAGGAGGGGCAGGAGCAGCUGCGCCUGCGCCAGCUGCAGCUGCCCUUCAACUUCGCCACCGGCGAGGGGCAGCUGUAUGACCUGCCGCUGAGCCUGGACGUCCCAGGCCUCUGCUCUGCGCCCAAGCUCCGGAAGAYGGAGGGAGAACCAAGCAACUCCAACUCCCUGCUGGGCUGCCUGCUGAGCCAGGACCGUGCGGCCUACUGCAAGCACGAGAGCCCCAACGGCAUGAGCUCGCUGAGUGACGUGGCGUUCCAGGACACCCACGCCACCGUGAGCAUCCCCCGAGAGCUGSAGGCGGAGCCGGCGCCYGGCAUGCCUCUGCUUCGCAUGGACCCCACCAUCCAGGACAUGGUGGAGACGCUGGAGUCGCUGUUCGGCGAAGCAGACCUGAUCGAGGCGGUGGAUGUCGGGCCGGAGGAGCUGCAGAGCUGGGAGAACUCGCUGAUGAACUUCACCUCCAGCAACCAGGUGUUCAAGGACGACCUGAACGAUAUUCUGAGCAGCGACAUCCUGAACUACGUGGCAGAGCAGCUGCAGAGCGAGGGCGGCCUGGCCUUCCCCGACCUGCUGGACAAGAUCCAGAACCACAACCCAGAGCUGGCCGGGCAGCAGGACUUCAGCUGGCCYGUCCAGAACCAGAUCCAGAACCAUAUCCAGCCACCUCUCUCUGGGUCGGCCAAGCUCAGCCACCUGGACUUCCCUCCCAUGGCUUCUGCUGAGCUCAACGGCCUGCAGGUUCCGGUUCCGUCUUCCCUUCAACUGGGCAGCUCCACAAACAUGACCUUUAACCCUUCGUGUCGUCAGCACAGAGUUUUUAAAAGCAGUUCUACAGACCUAAUGGACCCGGACCAGAACGUGGGCGGAAUCGUCAACCCGGUGUUUAUCUUUAAAGGCUCCCAGUGGGGCGAGUCCAACCCAGCCCAGAACUUUGUAGAACCAUACACCCCGAAUAUUUCAAGUGGCGCCGGCGUCCAGCAGCCGCUGUCUGGGUUCCAGCCCAACCUCACCAUCCAGAACGCCUUAAGAACCCCCGAGCCCGGCGCGUUGCCCGACCAGCUGGACUGCAUGUUCAGAACCACCACCACCGCCGCCGCGCCACUUCCCAACGGCGUCCAUCACGGCCAGGCCAGAACCGACCAGGAGUCCUUCCACAUGCAGGCCAAGGCCGCCUGCUAUUACAAGGCGAUGCCUGCAGGCGGCGCUGUGGUGGCGGCGCUGCCAUCGCAUAAAGAGGCAGCGCUGACCUACCAGGUUAAGUCCAACGGCYGGACGAUGCAGCAACACUUUCUACACUUCAGUGAAAACACACAGAUGGACAACCGUCCCAUCGUUGGGAACGGAGGAUUCCCCUUCACCUCGCUGCCCAACGGGAAAACCUUCCUGACAGAGAACAAAUAGGACCGCCGGGACGCCUGGACUCCAACUCGGACUGAAAGUYAGACUUAUCCGUGGAAAACCGUAAAGACUGGAGCGACUAACGAGGGUUAGACUGAAGAACAGGCGAAGGACAAGUUCAGCUUUGGUUCAGGUUUGGUGUUGUUGGCUCAAGAAGACAAUCARGACGAUUUAUCACAGCUGGAGAAAUAUUUCCUCUUUUAUUAAACUAUUUGGAUGAUCAGCA